AUGGUGCGUUACUUAAGUCAACAAGAGGCAAUUGAUAUAGAUCAAGAAUUAUUUAAUGUCUACAAAUAUAGCGUAGACCAAUUAAUGGAACUUGCUGGUCUUAGCUGUUCAAUAGCUAUUUACAAAUGCUAUUCGAAACUGAAAAAAAUUUUAGUUUGCUGUGGUCCUGGUAAUAAUGGUGGUGAUGGAUUAGUGGCAGCUAGACAUUUGAAAUUAUUCGGUUUCGAACCGAGUGUUUAUUAUCCUAAAAGAACUGAAAAACCGCUUUAUCAAAAUUUAACACAUCAAUGUUUAGCUAUGAAAAUUGAUUUUUUAAACGAUAUUCCUGAUGCUAAAGAAAUGUCUAAUAAUUAUGAAUUAAUUGUUGAUGCUUUAUUCGGAUUUAGUUUUAAACCACCUGUUAGACCAGAGUUUGAAAAAGUCAUGAAUGUAUUGGGAAAAUCAAAAGUUCCAAUUUGCAGUAUCGAUAUCCCCAGCGGUUGGGAUGUCGAAAAUGGAUGUCCCGAAAAUGGCAUUUUACCAGACAUGUUAAUUUCUUUAACAGCUCCUAAAAAAUGUGCAAAGUUUUUUAAUGGAAGAUUUCAUUAUUUAGGAGGGCGAUUUGUUCCACCGGAUUUAGAAAGGAAAUAUGAUUUAAAAAUAAAUAGUGAAUAUUCAGGAACUGAGUGUUGUGUUCAAUUAAAAUAA
This is a messenger RNA of Pediculus humanus corporis (human body louse), 687 nucleotides long. RefSeq lists its product as uncharacterized. Gene Ontology annotation, cellular component: mitochondrion. Gene Ontology annotation, molecular function: NAD(P)HX epimerase activity. The record is from RefSeq and is a predicted model, not a curated record. Lineage: Eukaryota; Metazoa; Arthropoda; Insecta; Psocodea; Pediculidae. The transcript has 2 exons. Bases 1 to 687 code for a protein of 228 amino acids.